CCGUGCAUCUUUGCGAGCAGAAUGGCGACUGGUCCGAUCAUCCACCCUAACCUAACCCGAUUGGAGCGGACGUAACCUCAAAACGCGACGAUUGCAUCGCGACGAUGGCGGGAGCGCGCGUUCUCGCACGAUAAAACCCGCGGCGCGACAUGGCUAAUCCGUGACGAGAGUUCGUGUCGACGAACGCGCGUGUUUUUCCACGCGGAUCUUCCAAAGGAUGAUGUUACUCGACCUGGAUUACGCGUGGCGUUACCUCGGUCUGCAGAUCAACGAGGCGAUCUGCUGGUGGUGGUACUACAUCAGGGAGAUCUCGUGGCAGUUGCUGAUCGCCCUGGUGGCGUAUCUCUGCGUCUGCGUCUUCCUCUACGCGGUCUUGAAACGGGUGAGCCAUGCCGCUUGGCAGCUACCAGGUCCGCCUGGACGAUUGCUUCUGGUCAUCGCUCAUCCGGACGACGAGGUGAUGUUCUUCGGGCCGUUGGUGUACUGGCUGGCGCGCGCCAAGACCAGCGAGGUCUACCUGCUCUGCUUGUCCAUGGGUGGGGACAGAAAGCGAAUAGACGAGCUAUGGGCAUGUACAAAGGUGCUGGGCAUUCCAGAGGCUAAUGUAACUAUUAUCAUGAGUAGCGAGUUACCAGAUGACCAAAGCGUGCAAUGGCCAACAGAUACUGUGGCGGAGAGUGUAUUGCAAUACAUAGAGAUGUAUAAAAUCAAUGCCGUCGUGACGUUCGACAAGUACGGAGUGAGCGGACACAAGAAUCACGUCUCUCUGUACUUUGCGGUCGCCGCACUGUGUAUAGAGAAGAAAGUACCUCCUUAUUGUAAAUUAUAUAUCCUAGAGUCCGUUAAUAUAAUCAGGAAGUAUGUUCAGUUCCUAGAUUUGCCUAUCAGUUUGCUCUCAGCCUCGUACUGGUAUCUCGUGACAUAUGAGCAGAAACAAACAAUCAAAAGUGCUAUGGCCGCGCACAAGUCCCAGUACGUCUGGUUUCGAAAGUUGUACAUGAUUUUUUCACGAUAUACAUUUAUCAAUACCCUCCAAGAGGUCAAUGCCCUCGAUCUGGAGCUGGAUCUCCAGUUUGACGAGGACUGAGCGUCGUGUAAAGAACGAAGAAUUGUACAAAAACAAAAAAAAAUGUGUAAUUUAACAAUUAAACUGUACAUAAUUUAUCUAUUAACUAUCGCUAUCUUAGCUAAUACGUAUAAAGUGCAUAAAACAAAUAUUGUAACACACAAAAGAGUAUAUCGAGAUUUUAAAAUAUACACGCAUGUAAACGUAACUUUUUUAUAAGCGGGAAAUAUUUUUUUAUUCAGUGCUAUAAUAGAAUAUACAUCGUAAAGUUGUUUCCGAACGAGAACAGUAAAUCGACUUUCUUUGUUUUUUUUUUCCUCGAUAUUAUAUAUAAUGUUCUAUUUUCUCUCUAUAUAUAUAUAUAUUGAUAUUGUACACAACCAUUCGUACUUGUAAUAAUUAAUAAUAUAUAUAUAAGUCCAAAUGUCACAAAAUUGUCACAAAAUUUGUCAUUUGAUAUGUACUUAUCAGGUGUGUAUAAUACUUAAUUUAUAUAAAUCUACAAUUACAUAUCGUAGAUUUAAAAAAAAACAAAAAAACAAAUUAU
Messenger RNA from Pseudomyrmex gracilis, 1613 nucleotides. It is a transcript of the gene PIG-L, whose product is annotated as N-acetylglucosaminyl-phosphatidylinositol de-N-acetylase. Gene Ontology annotation, biological process: GPI anchor biosynthetic process. Lineage: Eukaryota; Metazoa; Arthropoda; Insecta; Hymenoptera; Formicidae. The transcript is spliced from 5 exons. Gene Ontology annotation, molecular function: N-acetylglucosaminylphosphatidylinositol deacetylase activity. The coding region runs from base 218 to 1087 and encodes 289 amino acids. Gene Ontology annotation, cellular component: endoplasmic reticulum. The record is from RefSeq and is a predicted model, not a curated record.